AUGCCCCAUCUCUGGCCGGCGCUCCGCCGCGUCCUCUGGGAAUACUGGGCAGCGCUCCUGGUCGGCGGCUUCUGGGGACAGAGCUCGCACGGGAUGCCGCAUGUCAUCCGGAUCGGAGGAAUCUUUGAGUACGCGGAUGGCCCCAACACCCAGGUGAUGAGUGCUGAGGAACAAGCCUUCCGAUUCUCCGCCAACAUUAUCAACAGGAACAGAACUUUGUUGCCUAACACAACCCUAACCUAUGACAUCCAGAGGAUACACUUCCACGACAGCUUUGAAGCAACUAAGAAAGCCUGUGACCAGCUCGCCCUGGGGGUCGUCGCGAUAUUCGGACCUUCCCAAGGCUCCUGCACCAACGCUGUCCAGUCCAUCUGCAACGCCCUGGAAGUGCCCCACAUACAGCUCCGAUGGAAGCACCACCCUCUGGAUAACAAGGACACUUUCUAUGUCAACCUGUACCCCGACUAUGCCUCCCUGAGCCACGCCAUCCUGGACCUGGUGCAGUACCUCAAGUGGAGGUCAGCCACGGUGGUGUACGACGACAGCACAGGCCUCAUCCGGCUGCAGGAGCUCAUCAUGGCCCCGUCCCGCUACAACAUCCGCCUGAAGAUCCGGCAGCUCCCGCUGGACACGGACGACGCGCGGCCGCUGCUCAAGGAGAUGAAGCGGGGCCGGGAAUUCCGCAUCAUCUUCGACUGCAGCCACCUGAUGGCAGCUCAGAUCCUCAAGCAGGCCAUGGCAAUGGGAAUGAUGACAGAGUACUACCACUUCAUCUUCACCACUCUGGAUCUUUAUGCAUUAGACCUAGAACCAUAUCGCUACUCUGGGGUGAAUCUGACCGGCUUCCGGAUCCUCAACGUGGAGAACCCCCACGUGUCCUCCAUCAUCGAGAAGUGGUCCAUGGAGCGGCUGCAGUCGGCGCCCAAGGCGGAGCUGGGGCUGCUCGAUGGAGUGAUGAUGACAGACGCUGCCCUGCUGUACGACGCCGUGCACGUGGUGUCCGUGUGCUACCAGCGCGCCCCGCAGAUGACGGUGAACUCCCUGCAGUGCCACCGCCACAAGGCCUGGAGGUUCGGCGGCCGCUUCAUGAACUUCAUCAAGGAGGCCCAGUGGGAAGGAUUAACAGGACGAAUUGUCUUCAAUAAAACCAGUGGUUUACGGACAGAUUUUGAUUUGGAUAUCAUCAGCCUCAAAGAAGACGGACUCGAAAAGGUGGGAGCCUGGAGCCCUUCUGAGGGUUUGAACAUCACAGAAAUCUCCAGAGGACGAGGCCCGAACGUCACGGACUCGCUGAGCAACAGAUCUCUGAUUGUCACCACAGUCCUGGAGGAGCCCUUUGUCAUGUUCCGAAAGUCCGACACGGCCCUGUUUGGGAACGACCGCUUCGAGGGCUACUGCAUCGACCUGCUCAAGGAGCUGGCCAUCAUCCUGGGCUUCUCCUACGAGAUCCGGCUGGUGGAGGACGGGAAGUACGGGGCGCAGGACGAGAAGGGGCAGUGGAACGGCAUGAUCAAGGAGCUCAUCGACCACAAAGCUGACCUGGCCGUGGCUCCUCUCACCAUCACCCACGUCCGGGAGAAAGCCAUCGACUUCUCCAAGCCCUUCAUGACCCUGGGGGUCAGCAUCCUGUACCGGAAACCCAACGGCACCAACCCCAGCGUGUUCUCCUUCCUCAACCCCCUCUCUCCCGACAUCUGGAUGUACAUCCUCCUCGCCUACCUGGGGGUCAGCUGCGUGCUCUUUGUCAUAGCCAGGUUCAGCCCCUACGAGUGGUACGAUGCCCAUCCCUGCAACCCGGGCUCGGACAUCGUGGAGAACAACUUCACCCUCCUCAACAGCUUCUGGUUUGGGAUGGGAGCGCUGAUGCAGCAAGGCUCGGAGCUGAUGCCCAAGGCCCUGUCUACACGGAUCAUUGGUGGCAUAUGGUGGUUCUUCACCCUAAUUAUCAUCUCGUCCUACACGGCCAACCUCGCCGCCUUCCUGACGGUGGAGAGGAUGGAGUCCCCCAUCGACUCGGCAGAUGACUUGGCAAAGCAGACAAAAAUAGAGUACGGAGCAGUGAAGGAUGGAGCUACCAUGACCUUCUUCAAGAAAUCCAAAAUUUCCACGUUUGAAAAAAUGUGGGCUUUCAUGAGCAGCAAACCCACGGCGCUGGUUAAAAACAACGAGGAGGGGAUCCAGCGAACCCUGACGGCCGAUUACGCCCUGCUGAUGGAGUCCACCACCAUCGAGUACAUCACCCAGAGGAACUGCAACCUCACCCAGAUCGGGGGGCUCAUCGACACCAAAGGCUAUGGCAUUGGCACGCCCAUGGGGUCACCGUACAGGGACAAGAUCACCAUUGCCAUCCUCCAGCUCCAGGAGGAGGACAAGCUCCACGUCAUGAAGGAGAAGUGGUGGCGGGGGAAUGGCUGCCCUGAGGAUGAGAACAAGGAGGCCAGUGCUCUGGGCAUCCAGAACAUCGGGGGGAUCUUCAUCGUGCUGGCAGCAGGCCUGGUGCUGUCCGUCUUCGUGGCCAUGGUGGAGUUCAUCUACAAGCUGCGCAAAACAGCGGAGCGAGAGCAGCGCUCCUUCUGCAGCGCCGUGGCCGACGAGAUCCGGCUGUCCCUCACCUGCCAGCGCCGCGUCAAGCACAAGCCCCAGCCCCCCGUGCUGGUGAAGACGGACGCCGUGAUCAACAUGCACACCUUCAACGACCGCCGGCUGCCCGGCAAGGACAACAUGACCUGCAACACCGGAUUGGCACCCGUGUUCCCCUAGGGAAUGGGAACGGGGAGGGGCGGGAGGGAAGGAACUGUGGCAGACAAGGCUGGAGGCACUCUUGACUAGGGAAGAGAGGAUUAAAA
This is a messenger RNA of Corapipo altera (White-ruffed manakin), 2846 nucleotides long. It is a transcript of the gene GRIK3, whose product is annotated as glutamate ionotropic receptor kainate type subunit 3. Gene Ontology annotation, biological process: monoatomic ion transport; synaptic transmission, glutamatergic; modulation of chemical synaptic transmission. The record is from RefSeq and is a predicted model, not a curated record. Gene Ontology annotation, molecular function: kainate selective glutamate receptor activity; transmitter-gated monoatomic ion channel activity involved in regulation of postsynaptic membrane potential. Lineage: Eukaryota; Metazoa; Chordata; Aves; Passeriformes; Pipridae. The transcript has 16 exons. The coding region runs from base 1 to 2760 and encodes 919 amino acids. Gene Ontology annotation, cellular component: postsynaptic membrane; kainate selective glutamate receptor complex; presynaptic membrane.